AUGAGACUCCAAACCUUAGCCCUGAAUCUCAGUUUUCUUGUCGGUCUCGUCGCCACUGCCGACGAGCCGAAAGGAGGCUCGUGUGAGAAAUACAACCUCUAUAAGUGCGGCGAAAGCGCCUUUGAUGCAGCAGAGCUCGCCGAAAUCGCCCAGCUUCAAGAAGACGGGCCCCUUGACGCUCGGUCGAUCGACUUCUCUGCUGCGGAUGAAGAAGUCGGCUUCAACAUCACAAAACUUGUUCGUCGCAGCGACUUCCAGGACCUCCAAGGAGACAAGCUGCACGCCAGGGUCGAGGAGGUCCUGGGCGCCUUAGUCGCCGGCCCCUCGAGCGACAACGAGAUCCUCAAGAGGUUCAAGCUCGAAGUCCGCGCAGGCUACCCGACGCCCAAGAGCUUCUGCGGCAAAAAGCUCAUUUACGACCUGCCCGGGUACCCGUCCGGCGACAAGCUGUACGACGUCAGUGACUGGGGCAACUGCGAAGACUUCAACUUGAAGCUUCCUCCGCGGUCCGGUGACACCAAACCAGCCGCGGGGAGAGAACAUCAGGACGAGCAUGUCCUCGAGAUGAACAUGCUUCAGCAAUUCGGCCUCGAGGUCCUUCUCAAGACUCCAGACCCCGACGAUGACCCGCAAAACGACAAGGUGACCAUGUGUGAUUACCUCAAGCGAUACUGGAUGGUAUCAGGGGGACGUGGCGGGCAGCUGAAUAUUGUCAACGAACGCAAGGUCUGGACCUUGGUGGGCGACGCAUGGCCGCAUAUGGACGAAGCCGGAGAAAAGGAGAUGGUCAGGGUGGACAAGGAGGUGAACGGACUUAAGACAUUGCUUUUCCAAGUCAGCAGCAAGGACAUUCAUAACAAGAAGACCAUCAUGAAGAAGGCAGAAAACAUCAAGACCGUCCAUUACGUUAUCAACAAGCUCCGUGUGGCUGUCGUGUUAGCCGACUACCUGAACAAUGCCGACGUCAACAAGAUCUAUUACCGGCAAGCGAAGCGCGUCGGAGAAGCCAUGGACGUGGCCGAGAACGGACUGGUAGAGAACUGGAAGGCGCAGCCGACGCCGUACAGGAAACAGGACCUGCGCGACAAAUGGAUGGCAUGGAUCGACACGUACACGGACGCCCUGAACAAAAAGCUCAAGACUUUUAUGGUCAUGCUCGUCGAGGUUGUCGAGAAGCACAUCGAGGAUGGGGAGAAGGAGUUGAAAACUAUGGACACCGACAGGAAGAAGCUGCACGAGCGGAUGAAGGCUACCGCCAAGAAGGUCAGAGAGGUGACGAAGACGGACACCCUCUUCAAAAACCCCUUCAAGCCCGGGGCGGCGCCUGCCGAUACCCCUCCCGGCACCCCUGAUGGCACCCCUCCCCCGAGCCCUUGA
Colletotrichum karsti is the source of this 1377-nucleotide messenger RNA. RefSeq lists its product as uncharacterized. The transcript is spliced from 3 exons. Bases 1 to 1377 code for a protein of 458 amino acids. The record is from RefSeq and is a predicted model, not a curated record. NCBI's taxonomy places the organism in Eukaryota, Fungi, Ascomycota, Sordariomycetes, Glomerellales, Glomerellaceae.